Messenger RNA from Ochotona princeps (American pika), 2919 nucleotides. RefSeq names its product cyclin and CBS domain divalent metal cation transport mediator 2 (gene CNNM2). The coding region runs from base 185 to 2809 and encodes 874 amino acids. Gene Ontology annotation, molecular function: magnesium ion transmembrane transporter activity. Gene Ontology annotation, biological process: magnesium ion homeostasis; transport. NCBI's taxonomy places the organism in Eukaryota, Metazoa, Chordata, Mammalia, Lagomorpha, Ochotonidae. The transcript is spliced from 8 exons. Gene Ontology annotation, cellular component: plasma membrane. The record is from RefSeq and is a predicted model, not a curated record.
CCCGCGAGCCUCGGGGUUUUUCUCAGUUGGCCGCGGCCGAAGUCAGUGUCAGUCAGGGAAGGCGGGCUGAUAAGCACUGGGGCGCCGCGACGCUCCACUGCAGUCUCGUCCCCCGGGGGGAGGCCGGUGCCUGCGCUCGCGCCGCCGGGUGGAAGGAUGAGGCCGCAGCUGAAGCAGCCACCCUAUGAUUGGCUGUGGCGCUUGUGAACCCGAAGUAAAGAUGGCGGGCGGGCAGGCAGCCGCCGCACUGCCCACUUGGAAGAUGGCGGCGCGCCGCAGCCUCAGCGCCCGCGGCCGGGGGGUCCUGCAGGCGGCGGCGCGGCUACUGCCGCUGCUGCUGCUGAGCUGCUGCUGCGGCGCGGGUGGCUGCGCGGGGGCCGGCGAGAGCGAGGAGACGGUGAUCAUCGGGCUGCGGCUGGAGGACACGAACGACGUGUCGUUCAUGGAAGGGGGGGCGCUGCGGGUGAGCGAGCGCACCCGGGUCAAGCUGCGGGUGUACGGGCAGAACAUCAACAACGAGACGUGGUCCCGCAUCGCCUUCACGGAGCACGAGCGGCAGCGCCACAGCCCGGGCGAGCGCGGGCUGGGCGGCCCUGCGCCGCCCGAGCCGGACAGCGGCCCCCAGCGCUGCGGCAUCCGCACCUCGGACAUCAUCAUCUUGCCCCACAUCGUCCUCAACCGCCGCACGUCGGGCAUCAUCGAGAUCGAGAUCAAGCCACUGCGCAAGAUGGAGAAGAGCAAGUCCUACUACCUGUGCACGUCGCUCUCCACGCCCGCGCUGGGCGCCGGCGGCCCGGGCUCGGCGGCCGGUGCCGUCGGGGGCAAAGGGGGCGCAGGGGUGGCCGGGCUGCCGCCGCCGCCCUGGGCCGAGACCACCUGGAUAUACCACGACGGCGAGGACACCAAGAUGAUCGUGGGCGAGGAGAAGAAGUUUCUGCUGCCUUUCUGGCUGCAGGUGAUCUUCAUCUCGCUGCUGCUCUGCCUGUCCGGCAUGUUCAGCGGCCUCAACCUGGGGCUCAUGGCGCUGGACCCCAUGGAGCUUCGCAUCGUGCAGAACUGUGGCACCGAGAAGGAGAAGAACUACGCAAAGCGCAUCGAGCCCGUGCGCCGGCAGGGCAACUACCUGCUGUGCUCGCUGCUGCUGGGCAACGUGCUGGUCAACACCACGCUCACCAUCCUGCUCGAUGACAUCGCCGGCUCCGGCCUGGUGGCUGUGGUGGUCUCCACCAUCGGCAUCGUUAUCUUCGGCGAGAUCGUUCCACAGGCCAUCUGCUCCCGCCACGGCCUGGCCGUGGGCGCUAACACCAUCUUCCUCACCAAGUUCUUCAUGAUGAUGACCUUCCCCGCCUCCUACCCGGUCAGCAAGCUGCUGGACUGCGUGCUGGGCCAAGAGAUCGGCACCGUGUACAACCGCGAAAAGCUGCUGGAGAUGUUGCGUGUCACCGACCCGUACAACGACCUGGUGAAGGAGGAACUCAACAUCAUCCAGGGCGCGCUGGAGCUGCGCACCAAGACGGUGGAGGACGUGAUGACCCCGCUGCGCGACUGCUUCAUGAUCACGGGCGAGGCCAUCCUGGACUUCAACACCAUGUCCGAGAUCAUGGAGAGCGGCUACACACGCAUCCCCGUGUUCGAGGGCGAGCGCUCCAACAUCGUGGACCUGCUCUUUGUCAAGGACCUGGCUUUCGUGGAUCCGGACGACUGCACCCCGCUCAAGACCAUCACCAAGUUUUAUAACCAUCCCUUGCACUUUGUGUUCAAUGACACCAAACUGGAUGCGAUGCUGGAGGAGUUUAAGAAAGGUAAAUCUCACCUGGCUAUUGUGCAGCGGGUGAACAAUGAGGGCGAGGGGGAUCCGUUUUAUGAAGUUCUGGGAAUUGUCACUCUAGAAGACGUGAUUGAAGAAAUCAUCAAAUCUGAGAUCCUGGAUGAAACAGAUUUAUACACUGAUAACAGAACGAAAAAGAAAGUAGCCCACCGUGAAAGAAAGCAAGAUUUCUCUGCCUUUAAGCAGACAGACAGUGAAAUGAAGGUGAAAAUAUCACCACAGCUUCUCUUGGCCAUGCACCGUUUCCUAGCGACAGAAGUAGAAGCGUUUAGUCCAUCCCAGAUGUCAGAGAAGAUUCUCCUAAGGCUGCUAAAGCAUCCCAAUGUCAUCCAGGAGCUCAAGUACGACGAGAAGAACAAGAAAGCCCCAGAAUUCUACCUCUACCAACGCAACAAGCCCGUAGACUACUUCGUGCUCAUCCUGCAGGGGAAGGUGGAGGUGGAAGCUGGAAAGGAAGGCAUGAAGUUCGAAGCGAGUGCGUUCUCCUACUACGGCGUGAUGGCGCUUACAGCCUCUCCAGUUCCUUUGUCCCUGUCUCGUACCUUUGUUGUCAGCAGGACAGAGUUGUUAGCGGCAGGUUCUCCAGGUGAAAAUAAAUCACCCCCCAGGCCCUGUGGCUUGAAUCACUCAGAUUCCCUGAGUCGAAGUGAGCGGAUCGAGGCGGUAACCCCGACAUUGGGGAGUGGCAAUAACCAGCUGGGUUCCUCAUUCCUGCAAGUCUACGUCCCCGACUACUCCGUGCGAGCCCUGUCUGACCUGCAGUUUGUCAAGAUCUCCAGGCAGCAAUACCAAAACGCCCUGAUGGCUUCGCGCAUGGACCGGAGCCCUCAGUCCUCGGACAGUGAAAACACUAAGGUGGAACUGACUCUGACGGAGCUGCACGAUGGGUUGCCCGAUGAGACGGCCAACCUGCUAACGGAGCAGAACUGCGUGGCCCAUGGCAAGGCCAACCACAGCCUGCACGGAGAGGGCGCCAUCUAGCGGCGCUAGUGACACGCGUUGGUGUGAGCUGGCGUGCCACGCUGCGUCCCGUGCCCAUUCUGAGACCAAAGACUCCGUCCCUUUCCUGCAAGCCGAGGAGGAGGAAGAGG